Molecule: messenger RNA, 639 nt
Organism: Solanum stenotomum
Lineage: Eukaryota; Viridiplantae; Streptophyta; Magnoliopsida; Solanales; Solanaceae
Exons: 5
Coding region: 91-639 (182 amino acids)
Source: RefSeq, a predicted model, not a curated record
UAGAAACUUUGCAAGAAGAAUCAACAGAUUCGACAAAACCAAAUUCCUCAUACCAGAGGUGCUAAGAGUUUGGCUAGAAGAAGAGCUGAAAUGAUGGCAAAGGGAAAAGCUGUUGAUCGAGGCAAAAUGUGGACUGAGACUCAUAAGAGAAAAGAUGGAAGUUAUGUAACUGAGGCGGCUAGAGAGAUUGGGGAGAAAAUUGAAGAAAUUCGAAGUCAAAGGCGAGAAAGUAUUCUCGAAGUUUCACCUAGUGAUGCACUUCGCAUAGUACUCGGUCCCGAACAUCCAGGCCGUGUUCGAAGGUUAGGCUUGGGUGUUGUUCCAACUAUGGCAUUCAAACAGACAUCUCGGAGAUUUAUGCAUGUUAAUGUGAGUUCAUCUAGCUCUAGCAAUCCAACUCCAAAGUGGCAGCAAGAGAUGACGAGUAUGAAAUCACAAUUAAAUGCACUACUUAGCUUAUAUCAAAGGAACAUAGGAAACAUCCCUGAAGAGUUUGCUCACUUAUUUCCACCUCCUCCACAGAAACUUUGCAAGAGGAAUCAACAGAUUCGACAAAAUCAAAUUCCUCAUACCGGAGGUGCUAAGAGUUUGGCUAGAAGAAGAGUUGAAAUGAUGGCAAAGGGAAAAGCUGUUGAUUGA